Caenorhabditis bovis is the source of this 930-nucleotide messenger RNA. The record is from the annotation of a GenBank genome assembly. Lineage: Eukaryota; Metazoa; Nematoda; Chromadorea; Rhabditida; Rhabditidae.
AUGUUUGCCAGGACAUUUCCUCGAGCUUGCUCAUCAGCGAGAGCCUACAACAGCUUUUUCCGCGCAAUUCAGCAAGCGAGAUUCUCUAGCGGAAAGAAAAGUGAUGACCUGGAAACCGAACUGCAGAAAGAUUUGAAGAAAUUGAAUGAGAUAUUGAAAUCUGGCGGCGCUAAGGACGAAGUUCCGGAAAAACCGAAGGAGAUUGACAAGAAUUUCAUGAACUUCAAACAACAGGCCGAGAGGCAAGCGCACGAGAGAAGUGGAAGCAUUUUUAGUUGGAAGGUGGCGAUGGCGACACUGGCGAUCGGCGGAAGUUGUCUAGCAGCGUUGUUCUACAUCAAAAAGAUUAGGCUCGAGGAGCGCGAGAAGCAUCGCAAAAUCACCGCCGGCAAAGCGCGAAUUGGGGGCGAAUGGCAGCUAGUGAACACCGAUGGCAAACUCGAAGGCUCGGAGGACUUGAAAGGGAACUGGCUUUUGAUGUACUUCGGAUUCACACAUUGCCCAGACAUUUGUCCGGACGAGAUCGAGAAGAUGAUCAAAGUCGUUGACAUCAUUGAUUCGAAGAAUGAUGGCACCAAGCUCAUUCCAGUGUUCAUUUCGGUCGAUCCCGAAAGGGACACGAUUCCUAGGGUGAAAGAAUACUGCGCCGAAUUCUCGAGUAAACUUCGCGGUUACACUGGCGACGUCGAACAGGUCAACAAGGUGGCGAAGACCUUCCGAGUUUAUCAUAGUCAAGGACCACGAACAUCGAAGCAAAGUGAUGAUUAUAUUGUAGAUCAUACGGUUAUUAUGUACCUUAUUGACCCUGAUGGCAAUUUCCAUGACUAUUAUGGUCAGAAUCGCAAAGCCGAGGAGAUUGCCAACGUUAUUCAGAUGAAGGUGCUCAAGUACAACGCGCAGAAUCGGAAAUCGCUCUUUAAUAUUUUUUAG